AUGAAUCCUCAACAGCGCCCCGUCGCAAUCGCAACGGAUUCCGACCUUUCAAACUCUUCAGAGGACUACACACCAGACCCGAACGAUCCCGCCGAACUUGAGCGACAAGAUGAGCUUGGCUCGCUGGCGAGAUACGUAGAUGGUGGUCUGUCAGGUUCCAUGGCCUCCCUGGCCCCAAACUCGCUGGCAAACAGCCAAAGAAGCCAGCGAGAUCCAGUCACCACCAACGGCACCACUCCCCGCCACUCCUCAUCCAGGCCGUUGCCUCUGACCAGAACACCCUCCGGCACCUAUGCGCCACAGCGGGCACCUCCAGUGCAGCCCUCCAGCAUCAAUACCCGAUCUGGUUCUCGAUCACGCCGCGCCGACGACCCGGAGAAGCAGUUUCGUAACCAGGAACCCGCCUAUCUGCGCAUGAUACGCCAUUCAGAACAACCGCCCAGCAAUAGCUACUUCGGCGGCGAUCCGUAUACACCGAGCCUUGGCGAUUAUACAGAUGACGAAUCCGAGGGUGAGACGCCAUCUUCUGAAGGUGUUUUCGACGACCGUUACAACGAGGAAACCAUAAUGUUUUACAACGCCGAUGAGAAUGACCUCCACCCCACCGAAGACGAUGUCAGAGAUCCUGACAAUAGGGAGAGGCUGGAAUGGCACGGCAUGCUAGCAGCCGUCUUGACAGGAGACGUCGUGCGGCAGGAAAAGAAACGCCUGAUAGGUUCUUCCGAAAAGGAGGGCGGUCUUUCGGCCCAUAAAGCGGAACUCUGGGUUGGCUUGCGCUCCAAGAUAUGCGGCAGGUCUCUGGCCGUACAGCGACGAAUGGUGGAGGAAGCACGUUCGCACUUGGAGCGGACCAUUGAUGAAAUAACUCGUUUCGAGGUUCAGGGAGAGAGCGAGGCCGGAAAGCCUCCAAUCGAGCAAAUUCGGGACGUCGUUAAGAAGAUCGAGAAGUGUGAGAAUCUGUACCCUUCGUGGCAAGCCCUCGGCGCCGACCACAAGGCUGCUACAGCGCCUUCUUUUUUUGAAGCCUGCGAUGCCGUCUUGUCCUGGUAUAACACCAAUGAAAUGAUCAACACCGAACUGGAGAUUCUGAGAAAUUGGGUCGGCAAUGACGAACUGGAUUUCCAAAUGAAGAAGCAAAGGUCGCCGAGUACCAAUGGGCUGAGCGACGAGACUUCCUUUCUGGAUCGACUCAUGAAGGAGGACGGACUCAAAUCAUUGCACAACGAUGGCGGCAACGAGGAGGAGAAGCAGAAGAUAGCAGCCAAGACCAAGACGCUCAUUCGAAGAAGUAUGCUCGCGGCAAUAUCCACCACUAUCGCGAAAGCAAAAGAGACAUUGAUCGCCAAUUCUGCAGCCUUCAAGAAGCGACAUCUGCCGCCUUACAUAGAGGAGAUUCUCACCCUAAUCAGCUUCCCGUCUCGGCUGAUCGAGGAGAUUAUCAGGGUUCGCCUUGCAUAUGCUAAGAAGAUGAAGGAAACAACCCAGUCAAACGUCAUACUACAAGAUCAGAUGAUCGGACAGUUCGAGAUCUUGCUCCGGCUCGCCAUUCGCAUUAAGCAGGACAUUCUAACCGUAUUGCAACCACAGCCCGGCUGGCAACUGCCUCCUUGCAUAGACGACUCUUUUGACCAAGUUGUUCUUGAAGCGCUGAGGUAUUAUUUCAAAAUGCUUAACUGGAAACUGAGUCGGAACAAGAACACCUACAAAGAAGCUGAUGUCCUGUUCCAGGAAUGGGAUUUCGCCAACAUGGUCGGUGCAAACUUGCAGGGCGGAGACAUCGAGGUUGCGGAACAGUUUAGCACUUUGACUUUCAAGGCACUUGCUCGUCUGAGCCAGACCUUUGAGCGUGAACUGCAGCGAAAGCCCAGGGAAGCAGCCGACGUGAUGAGUAAGCGUUACAAGCAAGUCCUCGAAUCCGUUCGGGUGAGGCAGAGGAUGCUACAACGUUUUUCGCGCAUGCUGAGUGAUCAUUACGAGAACGCAUCCGAUAUGAGUAUUGCUUUCGGUGCUGACGAACUGCAACACUUUUACGAACGGCUCGCUUUUAGCGGCCAUAUCUUUGUCGACGACAUCGACGGCAUACAGAUCAUUGCAUCUCCAACACUUCUGGGACGAGAUGACGAAGUGCAAUCUAUUCUCCGAACCUGCGUUCAUGGGCCACAGCAGGAUCCCGAUAUAACAGAUCCAUACGUGCUGAUUCUUCGACCCGAGACACCUCUGCAUUGGUUUGGUAAACGCAGCACUCAACCCCUCAACGUUGACUCGACGGAUCUCAAGGUGGGACAAAUGAGACUCAUCGCCGAUGGUUCGCAGUACAGAUUAGUGAACGCACGCAAGGCUUUCCUGGACGCUGUCGAUAUGCAUCUCGACCUUGUCGUUGAGCAACGGUCAAAUUUGCACAAAGUCAACACUAGACUCAUGGAGAUCAGGAAAGUCGCAUUCAAAUUGUCCAAUACCUUCAUGGACAGUGUUGAGAUCAUCAGAAAGCAGACGAAAGGCAUGAAUUGUGCAGAGUUGAUUCAAACCUGCUUCGUCUUCGCCACGGAGUUUGGUCAACGUUCACUGAUCAGCAUGGACAGCAACCGUCGUCAGAUGAACAAUAUGAAACUCACAAAAUUGGCUCUUGACUGGGUCAGCUUCAUUUGUGACGAUUGUGCUGUUAGCGACCGCAAGUCCUUCCGCUGGGCUGUGCCGGCACUGGAAUUUGCCAUGGGCAUGACAAGAGGCCGCCAUAUUCUUGGCUUGGAUCCUGCUGAGUAUGCCAAGCUUCGUGCCAAAGUGUCUGGUUGCAUGAGGCUUCUCAUCUCCCAUUUCGACAUUCUCGGAGCCAAGUCCAACCAGGCAGCACAGACAGAAAAGGAACGUAUCGAGGCUUUGGUCGGACAGUUUAAGAGGCUCGACAAGAACCGUAUGUUUGAUGACGAAGAAGCAUUUAAAUACAUUCAGGAGCAACGUUUGGACAAGAUUGCCGAGAUCGACGAGUUUCAAAGGCAAACCGUUGCCGAAAGGCAAGGUGUGGGCCGUGUCCUGGAGGUAUCGAACGAGGUUGAUCGUUCUCUGGCCUUUUUAUCGUCUUCGGCCACCAACGUUACCAUGCGAUGGCAGCAAGGACAUUUCGUCGGCGGUGGUACUUUCGGCAAUGUGUACGCAGGAAUGAAUUUGGACACUGGCCACCUGAUGGCAGUGAAGGAGAUCCGUCUUCAGGAUCCCAAGCUCAUUCCCACGAUUGCCAGUCAGAUCAAAGACGAAAUGGGAGUGCUCGAGGUGCUCGACCAUCCUAACGUCGUUUCAUACUAUGGUAUUGAGGUCCACCGUGAUCGUGUUUACAUUUUCAUGGAAUUUUGCUCGGGCGGUUCCCUUGCAAACUUGCUGGAACAUGGUCGAAUUGAAGACGAACAAGUCACGAUGGUUUAUGCACUACAGCUACUUGAGGGUCUUGCCUACCUUCACGAAAGCGGCAUUGCUCAUCGUGACAUUAAGCCAGAGAAUAUCCUUCUUGAUCACAAUGGUGUCAUCAAAUAUGUUGACUUUGGAGCCGCUAAAGUCAUCGCUCGUCAAGGACGUACUCUAGUGAAAUCGGCAGCAACAACACCGAACAGGUCGAUGACCGGUACCCCGAUGUACAUGUCUCCAGAGGUUAUCAAAGGCGAGAACCCUGGUAAGGCUGGGUCCGUUGACGUGUGGUCUCUAGGUUGUGUGAUCCUCGAGAUGGUAACGGGUCGUCGUCCAUGGUCCAAUUUGGAUAACGAGUGGGCCAUCAUGUACAACAUUGCCCAAGGCAACCCGCCACAACUGCCUGGACCCGAUCAGCUCAGCCCCCAGGGUAUUGAUUUCUUGAGGAGGUGUUUUAUUCGAAACCCGAAACACCGUGCUACUGCAGUCGAAUUACUCCAGCAUGAAUGGAUCAUGAAUAUCCGCAGCCAAGUCAUGGAGCCUGCUACACCAAGCGACAGUUCAGGCUCAGCACAAAGUACUCCUCACCCCAACUCGGCGAGCAGCCGUGCUGCCGCUGAGGGCUUUGCUUAG
Molecule: messenger RNA, 4026 nt
Organism: Truncatella angustata
Lineage: Eukaryota; Fungi; Ascomycota; Sordariomycetes; Amphisphaeriales; Sporocadaceae
Exons: 2
Coding region: 1-4026 (1341 amino acids)
Biological process (GO): protein phosphorylation; stress-activated MAPK cascade
Cellular component (GO): cytoplasm
Molecular function (GO): ATP binding; MAP kinase kinase kinase activity
Source: RefSeq, a predicted model, not a curated record